CCAGCGCGGCUCGGCCGGCAGCGCCCACGCACCGCCGGGCACCCGCCUGCCCUCCCUCCCUGCUCCCGCCCCUCCUCCUUCUCCGGGACUCUCCGCCGGGAUCGGCCCCGCUGUUGUUGUUGCUGUUGGCCGGCGCGGCCACAUCGAGGAUAUUUUGGCUCCCCGGCGCCUCGUUGUUUUGGGCUCUCUCCGUGUGCGCGGUGCCGGUGCCGCCUCCCCGGGAGCGACGCGCAGGAGCGCCGGGAUAUCGGGGGCCAGAUGAGUGAUUUUGGGAUCAGGAACAUGGAUCAAGUAGCUCCUGUGUCGAACAUGUACAGAGGAAUGCUCAAGCGUCAGCCGGCGUUUGACACCUUUGACAGCUCAAAUGCUCUUUUUGCCGGGUAUUUUUUCUCGCUAAACGAAGACCAGACGCUUCAAGAAGUGCCAACGGGAUUUGAUUCUACUUCUUAUGAGUCCAACAACUGUGAAUUGCCUCUGUUAACCCCGUGCAGCAAGGCUGUGAUGAGUCAGGCCUUGAAAGAUACUUUCAGUGGUUUCACAAAGGAACAGUGUCGGCUGGGUAUCCCAAAUAAUCCCUGGCUGUGGACUGAACAGCAAGUUUGCCAGUGGCUUUCAUGGGCUACCAAUGAGUUUAGCUUGGCAAAUGUGAACUUCCACCAGUUUCUUAUGAGUGGCCAAGACUUGUGCAACCUGGGCAAGGAGCGUUUCCUGGAACUGGCACCUGACUAUGUGGGUGAUAUUCUGUGGGAACACCUGGAACAGAUGAUAAAAGACAGCCAAGAGAAAACACAGGAUCAGUAUGUGGAGAACUCUCAUCUCACCUCUGUUCCUCACUGGGUCAGCAAUAAUUCCUUAACUGUUAAUGUAGAUCAGAACUCCUAUGGAAUGCAAAUGCCUGGAUACCCUAAAGCCCUCAGUUAUCCCAAACCCAGCCUCCUGACUGACGUCUGUCAGACUUCCACAGCACCGAAUCUCCUCAAUCCAGAACAAGAGUUUUCAUUGUUCCCUAAAGCCCAAGCAGAUGCUGUUGGUGUGAACUACUGCACAGUAAACCAGGAUUUCUCAAGGAACAACCUGAAUUUGCUGAUGGAUAAUUCUGGUAAGCUGAGAGAACAUGAGUCCAGUGACAGCGGUGCAGAAAGCUAUGAAAGCUCAGAUUCCAUGUUGCAGUCCUGGAACAGCCAAUCUUCCCUGGUGGAUUUACAGCGUGUGCCAUCCUAUGAGAGUUUUGAGGAUGACUGUAGCCAGUCCUUGUGCCUGAGCAAACCUACAAUGUCUUUCAAAGACUAUAUUCAAGAAAGGAGCGAUCCUGUGGAGCAAGGGAAACCAGUUAUACCAGCAGCCAUCCUGGCUGGCUUCACUGGCAGUGGACCUAUACAGCUGUGGCAAUUCCUGCUGGAAUUACUGACUGACAAGUCCUGUCAGUCAUUCAUUAGUUGGACAGGAGAUGGAUGGGAAUUUAAACUUGCUGAUCCAGAUGAGGUGGCCCGGCGGUGGGGGAGGAGGAAAAACAAGCCCAAGAUGAACUACGAGAAGCUGAGCCGGGGCCUGCGCUACUACUACGACAAGAACAUCAUCCACAAGACGUCGGGGAAGCGCUACGUGUACCGCUUCGUCUGUGACCUCCACAACCUGCUGGGCUACACGGCCGAGGAGCUCCACGCCAUGCUGGGUGUCCAGCCCGAUACCGAGGACUGAGCCCCCCGCCCCGGGGAGAGGGGGGGAAAGACCACCUGGUGUGGGGACUCCGUGUGGGAAGGGAGCCUGUUCUCCCGCCUGUGCUCCGGCCGGGGCGCCGCUCUUGGGGAAAUCGGGACCUUGGCGGGUGCGAGAGCCUGAGGGAGGUUUUGGGCCUCUGGGUGUUGUCGGUCGGCGCAGCCCCCUGGAUCUGUGGCGAGGACACGGAAAACGCUCUGGGAUGCUCUGGGAUGCGGCGUUCCCGCCGCGCAAAAGGCGUUUUCGGCUACUUUUAACGCCGCCCUGUAAAUAAAGGGGUGGCUUUAAAACCAAAGGUUGGGGUGUGGAGAGACCAGCGGUGCAGCAGAAGUGUUGCUCAGAUGUUUUUAAGACGCCGUCACUGCUUACGUCGUGCAUCUUUAUCGCGUAAAGAUUAUCGUUGCAUCUUUAUUUAAAAACGAAAAGCUAAUUUAUUUGAAAACGAGCAGCGAGGAGACCGAUAGUACUUUUGUUUUAAAGCACGUUUUAUUAUUAUUAUUAUUAUUAUUAUUAUUGUUAUUACUGCUCCAGGAAUGUGCUGCACAGGUACAUAAGCACUCCGUGUCCAAAACCAGAUGUAGCAACUGUUAAAAAAAAACAAAACAAAAAAAACCAACAAAACCAACAAAAAAACAACCCACCCUUUAAAAAAAAGGGAAGGAAAAUCAUACCAUUUCAAUAUUGAGUUUAUAUAUAUAUAUAUUCUGUGAUUCCUUUGGAAACUCUAAUGUUCCUAUUUAACAGAUACUGUAUAGUGUAAAUUAAACUAAUUGUAUGUGUGGUUUUGAAAUAGGAUGAAUGUAAACUUAUCAGAUGUGGGGGUUUUUUUCAUGUUUGUCUAGGAUAUACAAACUUCUGCAAAUAUUUAAUUGGCCUGAGAGACAACAGAAGUGCUCAGUAUGCAUGAAUAUGGGGGGGGGGGGGGGGGCUGGCUCAGAGUUUUGCCAAAGCUGGCAAUUCUUUGUGCACUUUGGCAUUUUUACAGGAAACUAAUGUUGUAUUCUGGGACAUAAAAGGGCCUGUUUGUGGUUUCUUCUAUAACUGAAAGUGAAAAUAUGAAUAUGGAUAAAAUUACCUUUUUUUUUUUCUUUGUAAAUGGCAUAUGUUUUUUCAACUUCUAUGCAUGUACUUUUAAACAAAAAAAAAAAUUUAUAUACGAGCCUUAUUUUUUCAGUUCACUUGUCUCUUCUUCCUGCAGUUUAUUCUGUAUGAUUAAAAUAUGAAUUCUAUUUUUGGAAAUAACUGUGACUCCUUUUCAAAGAUCAGGAGGGUUUUAUGUAGCAGCUAUUUUUACUG
Molecule: messenger RNA, 3012 nt
Organism: Corapipo altera (White-ruffed manakin)
Lineage: Eukaryota; Metazoa; Chordata; Aves; Passeriformes; Pipridae
Gene: ETS2
Product: ETS proto-oncogene 2, transcription factor
Exons: 10
Coding region: 259-1698 (479 amino acids)
Biological process (GO): cell differentiation; regulation of transcription by RNA polymerase II
Cellular component (GO): nucleus
Molecular function (GO): DNA-binding transcription factor activity, RNA polymerase II-specific; sequence-specific DNA binding
Source: RefSeq, a predicted model, not a curated record